AUGCAUAUCUUGCUGAACUGCUUUAUACCUCUGAUGCCAAGAAGUCAACUGCAUCUAAACACGCAAAUCUCACAAACCUCUAUUGACACAAAAUCUAGCUCAGAUUCUCUAAGAGUUGAAGACGCGGUGGGGACAGUAUCCGCAAAAAAUAAUACGAAAAGUUUACUACACGGUGAGGAUGCACUCUCUGUUAGUGAUGAGACUGUACGGUUUCUAUUGGAUGAGUCUCAAUCUUCUGGCGCCUCAGUCUCCUUGCACCGGAGACUAGCGAAGCAUCGGUUACAAUGGACUUUCCCAAAUUUUUAG
Messenger RNA from Opisthorchis viverrini, 306 nucleotides. RefSeq lists its product as hypothetical. NCBI's taxonomy places the organism in Eukaryota, Metazoa, Platyhelminthes, Trematoda, Opisthorchiida, Opisthorchiidae. Bases 1 to 306 code for a protein of 101 amino acids. The transcript has 2 exons. The record is from RefSeq and is a predicted model, not a curated record.